Messenger RNA from Solanum dulcamara, 991 nucleotides. RefSeq names its product probable CCR4-associated factor 1 homolog 11. The coding region runs from base 148 to 972 and encodes 274 amino acids. NCBI's taxonomy places the organism in Eukaryota, Viridiplantae, Streptophyta, Magnoliopsida, Solanales, Solanaceae. Gene Ontology annotation, molecular function: nucleic acid binding; poly(A)-specific ribonuclease activity. Gene Ontology annotation, cellular component: CCR4-NOT complex; CCR4-NOT core complex; P-body. The transcript has a single exon. The record is from RefSeq and is a predicted model, not a curated record.
UUCAAAUCUUAAUUAUUUCUUCCAAACCAAGAAUUCAUUUUCGUUUUUGCGUUAUACCCAUUUCAAAUCUUGAUUUUUUCUUCGAAACCCAGAAUUUAUUUUUGAUUUUGUGUAUACCCAUCUCUGAAUCUUGGUGAAUUUUCAAUCAUGGCUGCUAAUGUAGUAGAUCCGAAUCUAAACCCGAUUACGAUUCGAGAAGUAUGGGCUCAAAAUCUCAAUUCCGAAUUCAAAGAUAUUUCUUCCGCAAUUGAUCAAUACCCCUGUAUAUCAAUGGAUACAGAGUAUCCCGGCGUUAUCUUCAAACCCGCCGGAGACUAUUUGAUGCUGUCUCAGGAGGAAAAGUAUGAACUCUUGAAAUCCAAUGUUGAUGCUUUGAAUCUUAUUCAGCUUGGGAUUACCCUUUCUGAUGCUGAUGGGAACUUACCGGAAUUGGAAAUCGGAAACCGACGAGUUCGGGUUGUAUGGCAGUUCAACUUUUCCGAUUUCGAUUUGACGCGUGAUAAACACGCGCCGGACUCAAUCAAGCUCCUUAUCAACCAUGGGAUAAACUUCGAAGCGAAUCAAGUUUCAGGGAUUAAAUCAUUUCAUUUUUCUGAGUUGCUGAUGUCGUCGGGGCUUGUAUUGAAUGAAUCAGUGAGUUGGGUAACGUUUCAAGGCGGGUAUGAUAUCGGCUACUUAUUGAAGAUCCUCACGCGCCGGGAACUUCCCCGUGAGUUUGAUAACUUUUUAGAAUAUGCUAGGGUGUUUUUAGGAAAUAACUUUUAUGACGUGAAACAUUUGAUGGGAGUUUGCAAUCUUUACGGUGGUUUAAACUGGGUGGCGAGUGCUUUAGGUUUGAACCGAGUGGCUGGGAGGCAACAUCAAGCCGGUUCAGAUAGUUUGCUGACGUGUCACGUCUUUUAUAGGAUGAGGAAUAAUUAUUUUGUAGACGGCGUGCCGGAUAGACAUUCCGGUCGUUUUGCAUGGUAUUGAAGUGUAAUUAAGGAUACAA